CCAAGAUGGCUCCUGUGAAUGUCUCGGUCCCAUAGCAAAUUGAGGAUGCAAGCAGUUACCGAAAAAACAACUUUUCCCCGACCGUGGUGUCCACUGGAAAGCGAUUCGUGCGUUUCGGAGGAUGCCUGCACAUCCAUCUAAGCACUGAGGAGCCGCGGCAGCUUCGCGAAACCCUCUUUAACCCACCAAUUUGGUGUAGUUUCGCGAAGUAGUAGCUCUUCUCCUCGCUGUCGCUAUCUGUCCUGAGCGAGGUGCAGGCAGGCAGCAGGCAGCUCAUCCAAAUGGCCGAACCGAGGAAAGUGCAGUUUGUCACCCUCUCGGCCUUCGCCCCCGGAUCAGGCGCGGAGUCCAGAAAACGCCGGCUGGAGGAGAAUGGGGCUGGCUUCAACUUCAGCAGGACCGCGGAGGUCGAUGCGGUGGCAGCGGCUGGGGCAAAAGGCAAAACCGGCGACAGGGACAAGGCUGGAGCCGAGAGAAGGGCGACGGUACGGCUGGACCUGCCUCUAUCCGAGCCCGACGACCGCUCCUCGGCUGAGUUUAACUACGGAGAACUCAUUCAAAACACUCAGAAUAAAUCUUCCAGUCAGACCUCAGCUCCAGAUCCCACUGACCCCUUCAAUGAUGACGAGCGAGAGCGACUUGAGGUUGAAGCACUCGCUAAAAAGUUUGAAAAUAAAUAUGGAAAUAUGGGGAAAAAGAAGAGAAAGGACAGAAUGCAGGAUUUGGUGGACAUUGGUUUUGGCUAUGAUGAGACAGACCCAUUCAUUGACAACUCUGAAGCUUAUGACGAACUGGUGCCCGCCUCCCUGACCACGAAGCUUGGCGGGUUUUACAUCAACACAGGCACACUGCAGUUCAGAGCAGCAUCUGACUCUGAGGGAGAGGAGGACAAGGUGAGAAGAAUAGGAUUAAAAUAACUGACAUCUAAAUCCAUUAUGUUUAUUUGCCACACACUG
This is a messenger RNA of Boleophthalmus pectinirostris (great blue-spotted mudskipper), 956 nucleotides long. Its product is annotated as ubinuclein-1-like. Gene Ontology annotation, cellular component: nucleus. The transcript is spliced from 4 exons. Bases 282 to 917 code for a protein of 211 amino acids. NCBI's taxonomy places the organism in Eukaryota, Metazoa, Chordata, Actinopteri, Gobiiformes, Gobiidae. The record is from RefSeq and is a predicted model, not a curated record.